AUGGCGUCAUCGAUAAGCCACGUCGAACCCGACGCUGUCGAGGGGGUACACGGUCCAGUGGAGACUCCAGAAGAAAACCAUACUGAAUUAACGCGUUCCGGCUGCACGCACAACGUCGAAGGAAAGUGCAGUCUCUUCACGAGGAAACAUCUUACUGAUUUCACGAUAUCUACGAACCCUGACAUGGCAUCCAAUGUCCCUAGCAUACGACUCAUCGUUCCCACCCCAGAUGUUUCCGCCGCCACCGACCCCAACUCCUCCAUUGCUUCUCGUGUCCCGACCAAGAAAAAGUCGGUUUUAAGCAUGUUUUCAGGCUCUGUGUCGUCCAACCAAACCCCCUACAACACCGUGCGCGACGCUGGAGACUUUAGUGACAUUGUUCGACGCGUUGGAGAAGAAGGCUCUGUCUCCGGUCGAGGCUGGCAGGUCCAUGUCGACAACGACAAUGGAGAGGCGACUGUGCGCCGUCAGUCUGCUGAAGGUGAAGGCAUGGUUCUCAUCAAGAAGAAGACCAAACAGCGCGGUAAAAUCGACGGGGUGUUUACAGACACGACCAACACGCGUUCAGAGUCACCACAAGUGCCGGAAGCCUCUUCCAAGGACAAGUGGUGGACUUUGUCGCGUGGUCGUAAAGAUACUGGGGGUAAAGACGGAAAAGUCCUGGGCCUAAUGCGACGAGGCAAAUCGCCGGGUCCAUCGUCUUUGCCUCCGACACCUACCCUUGAUGUCCCCCAACGCCAGCAUCGGUCUACAGAGAUGCAAAUGCAUUUACCUGGCGAACCCGACUGCACUCUUGAUAUGGUCGAAGUCCCCAGUCUUCGCGGCCGUGCCGUUGUCCAAGACCUCCCGCAGCAGUUUCCCGUCCAGAAACGAUUCAACUCGCUCGGUGCCUCAUCCUCUCUUGCUCCACCAACAGUUACUCCUCGGACUGAAUUCCAACGAAGCGUCAGUGCUGGCAGUGCGGCGUUAUUGGCUCACCCACAAUACGCUCAUAUGCCCGGUGCAUCGACUCCUUACGCAACCAUGACACGCCUCGACACCUACCAACAACCGGAAAAUGCGAAACCAAAGCCGCCUCAACGGAGUGCUAGUGCGAUGGGAGUGUACUCCGUUGAUGCCCCACCUGAAUUCAAGCGCAGUUUAAGUGCAUUGGCCGGUAGUGGGAUCGUCUUGGGAGCCCCAGCGUCGACACUGGGUCGUGCCCCGACACCAACGCCAUUAUCAAGAGCACCAACACCUAUCCCAGGUCCACGGUCGGGAACCCCUCAACCAUUGUUGAGUGUUCCUGGGAAGGAGAAGGACCAAGGCUCAAUUGCUUUGCGGGCGAUGAAGAGUAUGCGAAGCAUGGCGCGUUUAGGAAAUUGGGGAGAUGAGAAGGAGGAGGUAGAAGUCAAGAAAAUUAAAGCAAAGGACGAUGAAAAGGAGAAGAAGAAGAAGAAGAAAGAAAAGGAAAAGGAAAAAGACAAGAAAAAAGAUUCAACAAGGCGACAACCGAAGAGCUCUGGCAGCAGCUUCGAGAUUGGAGCGUUGGGUGCUUCACCUGUUCAACGCAAACGCAGUAUCCUCGGACUGGGGCUCGGGAUGAGCGGCACUUUAGGUAAAGGGUCGACCACUGGCAUUGGAAUGGGGCUGCCAAGCUCAUUGAGUUUGGGACGCAGUGCGGGCGGGAAAGCGAGUACCGCUAGCAGCGUCGGUGGCUCAAGCUCCGGCUAUGCUCCGCACGCUAACCCAAUUAUCAACCCAAAUCGUCUGAGCGCCGAUGCGCCAGGGGUUCUUCGUCGUGACAGCACAAACUCCAGCCUCCGUCCGAUCUCCGUGCUCUCCAGCGAAAGUUCUUCCGGAUCACGUGUCAGCAGCGGGAGUAGCGUUCGCUGGGCGGAAGAGGUUGUCGACAAGUUCAGAACGAAAAAGGACAAGAGAGACUCCCGUCGGGAUAGCAAGCACUCGCUCGAGGGACGGAAGCGCACUCCCUUGAGCGAUGUUUUCCCCAGUUUUUCGCGUCGAUCGUCUGCGUCGGAAAGCAUCAACAAUCAACCGCCUAUGCUCACCGUUGAGGAAGCCACUACCGAUGGACAUGGAGGCGAGGAUGAUGAGGAUGUGGAGAUGGAGGACGAUUUCCAGAUUGUGUCAGCAACACCGAUUAAACGUCGAAGACCAAGGCCGCGUCCGGUUUCGGAUGACAUGAUAGAUGGGGCAUCUCGUCCCCGUCCCCGUGGAAUUGUUGAGAACAACGGCUCUUCCACAGGGGGUGUCCUGAACAUGUUGGAUGCUGCAACAAAUGAUCUUGCUCAAUUGAUUACAUUCCUCGAGUUGGAUGCUACUCCUUCGCCUGCUCGCGAUGCUAUUGUACCGCCUGUUGAAGAGAGUCCCAUUGGCAAGAACAAAUCCAAAGUCUUGCGACCUAGCGAGGGAUCAGUCAGUUCCCUUCGACCAUAUGCUGAACGGGCUGCCCUCUCGCCCAAACGGCAACUGGUGCCUAAAGCAUCUCAACGACAACUGAUUGGCCAACAAAUUGCGCCGUGGCCCACUGCUCUCGAGUCAACACCCCCUGCACCGAUAUCCUCUGACGCCACGUUCAAGAGAUCUCACCGCAGGACAAUGACGCCCUCGCCAGAGCCGGACCCAGCUCCUGUUUUCCACCCUUUGCGUUUGCGGCCCUCACGAAUCCGACCUGUGCUUACGGCUGCCUCAUCAUCAUCGCCCUCUCCACCUCCAUCUUCUGUGGACAGCAAGAUGGACAUGCGGGCACCGUCAUCGCUAACGUUUGGCUCCCGCUCGUCAUCCGACUCGCCGGAAGAGCCCCAAACCGGUCGCGUUUUGCCUCCCGUCUUUACCCGUCACACGCGCAAUCGGUCAUCGUUGCUUCCUGAUGCGCAGCCCUCACCGCGGAGCAGCAAAGGCAGCAACAAUGGAAUGCCCCUCGCGCGUGGCGCAAAGCGAGUUCUCGGUAUGGCAGGCACUUUGGGAGGAUCGCAUGCCUCGGAUUACGAAGAGCAGGAACUGGAUGCAUCUGACCCUGACUCGGAUAUUCCAAACGAGUUACAAGUUAUCUUAUCGGCGUCACGUGCCACAUCGCCUGUUGACGACACGCUCUCGUUCUUCCCGUCUACUAGUGCCAACACCUCUCUGCCAUCUCCUGGGCUUCCACCUGGCGACUUGCCGCCUCUGCCUCCCUCGCCUCGCAUCUCCUCGUCGCCCCCCCAACUACAGCUGCCCAUAUUCAAUGUUGAGCUCGUUGAAGACGAUGGUAAUCAUGCUGAUAUCGAUGAUGGCGCUACCUCGGAGGAGGAUACGAAAAAGUCGUUUGAUUUCACGGGUGAGCUCCAGAAGCUGAAUGAGUCUGGGGCAUCAGAUAGGCGCAGUUUCGUUGAACAACUGGAGACUGCGUUCAAAACGCCAGCCAAGAUCGACCUGCGCAAUCUACUUGCGAUUGACGUGCCUCCGGUUCCUCCUAUGCAGUUUAUCAUCGACCAGACUUCCUCGGCACCGUCGUCUCCAGAAAACUGGUCCAGUUUGGAAGACCAGCGAUCCCCUCGGUCAGCUACACGUUUGAUGGACAUCACAGCGCCGACGAUAGCAGCCAGUGAAGGCGUCAGUACCAGGGCCAUAUUCGAGUACCCAGAAUAUCCUUCCCCAAUCAUCGAUCUCAAAGAACCAACACUCUUGCCUGGCUCUGAUAGCCUGGGAAGUGAUAUAAGCCUUUUGCCACAAAAUGGCCCAUCGACUGGUGAACUCAACAUUGGUUUCAAGUUUGGGGGUCAGUUUCCUGAAGAGGAACCAGCGUCAAAGAUGCAAAAAGAGCCGCUUACAUUGUCAAACAUUCUUCCGCCAGCCUCUCACAGUCGCGCUCAUUCCCUGACGUCAUUGAUGGAGGACGAGGAAUCUGUACUCAAGUCCAUUCUUGCCCAUGCCGCAGACAUUGCUGCCCAACCCCGCCCACGGGUCAACUCGGACUCCAGUUUGCGUCGCUCUGCCAUCGGAAAUUCACGCGCUUCGAUGGCCAGCAUGCAUUCUCGAACUCGUUCAAGACCCGCCUCUGGCACCAGCUUUACCGGAUUCGACUCGUUUGAUGAGGUCCGCAGAGGUUUCGAGUUCCAUGCUAAUCGCCCGACGUUUUAUCCACCUCCUCCUGCUGCGCGCAACACUCGAGCUUAUCAUGGACAGCAUGAUUCGGUCUUCAGUAUUGCGUCUGUUUCUUCUUACGGACACGUGACCAACCCUGGAGUAAAUGAUCCUUUCGAGUAUGGCUUGCCUAUGCCCAGUCUCCGCGAACAACCAUCCUCUGAAGAUCUGUCAAUCUCGCUUUCUAUGAACGUUGAUGACACCUUCUCGUUCUUGGCGCGGGAUCCUCGUCGCAAACGUGUGGCCAGCGAUGCAUCUAGUUUCUACUUCAAAGCACCAGCCCAACAAUCACAAACUUCUCGCGGUCAUCGCCAUCGCGAGUCUACCGCUAGCAUUGCAUCUCAAAACGGCCCUCCUGUCAGCUUCUACAACUACAACCGGAGCUAUGCAAGUCAUCGCUUGAGCGAAGCGGAUAGCAGCACCAGCGGCAGCUCGCUCGCUCAUCAGUAUGCUUCGCAGGGUGCUACUGGUGGUCGUGCCGCUUGGGCGAGACAUCAACAUGAACCCUCGACUGACUCAAUUCUCAGCGAUUUCUCGGUUGCUCGUCUCGGUAGACCUGGGGUUGGCGACAAGAUGUUUGACACUGCAUACGACCAAGGAGCUGCUCUCAGUUCGAUCUCCGCAUCUCCGCCGGAGUAUGAUCGACCAUCCUACGACUCGAUUAUGGGUGAGCAAACUGGACGAGGGUCAUCAAUGGAGGAUUCGUUGUUCGACAAGACUGGCCACCGUUCGUCAAUGUCAUCCGACUCGAUCUUUGGAUAUGAUGACCAUCAUCCCCCUAAUGGCCAUCUACUCCCGCCUAAUCAGUUCCGGCCACUGUCGAUGUUGAGCAUGAACAUGAGCAGCAGCACACACAGCCCAAUGAAGGAGGACGAUACAAUGAUAACGAUGCUUGGUGGUGGUCAUGUUCGCCGCCGCUCUAUUGGCUCAGUUUUCGAAGCCUCGCCCUGCGUCCGAGUCGAGAAACGCAAACAUGCUACUCUACAGGAGGAAGACAAGGUUGCCCACAAAGCACGUAUUAUGGCUCAACCGUCUAUUGCUUCGACUUCUUCCUCAAAGUUUGGAGAGGAACGCAUGAUCAGAGCGAAACAAGGCCUCCUAGUUCGUCAGAGCUUGGAGGAAAGCGCGUUAAUUGGUGACGGGGAGAUUGGUUUUGCUCUCCGACAAGCUCCAGUAUUCUCCAGACCAUCUCCAAACUCUCGAUCUCGCUCAUCGACUAUCACAACUUCAAGUUCUGGUGCCGAAACACCUCCAUUGUCCUCUGCAGAAUACUCGUCCAUGUCCGAUGGCUCGCAAUCGAGCAUCGACAUCUCGGAGCUCAAUUUUCGCUUGGUGAAUACGACACAUCCCGUACCAAAUCCGACUCGAAGAGCACGUGCUCGCGGGAAUGGCCAUAGGCGUCGUAUGUCGGCUGCCCAGAGUCGCGCAUCAAGAGCAUCAGUCUACGAAACCAUCCACGAAGAGUUAGCCAGCCCAGCUGCAUCUCCCGAAUCGAAAAAGAGCAACAAUAACAGCCCCACUGCUGUCUUUGUCGUGCCAGCUGAUUCUGGGUCUAUGGACUGGACUCCUGGAGCUUCGAUGGGCUGGGAUGACGAACGCGGGAUAAUUGCGCUGCGCAAGUAUUAUGCCCUCAGAAACGAAGCCGAGGAUGCUGUCAUCGAGAGCAAGCGAACUUGGCUGGACACGCCUUUCUCGCUGUUUGCCCUCCAAUCAUUUGAGCCGCCGAAGAACCACGAGGGGAUGCAAGCUCUGUUGCAACACUCUGUAGAGAGUUACGGUCCGCUUCCGUAUGAACUUGGGCAUCGUCGGGUGCGUUCAAGAACGUCUUCGAGGCCAUCGCCGUACCCUUCCCGUCAAGUGCUUUCCCAGCAGUCGCCGAACACUAUCACGAACUCUCCUCGGCCCUCUCCAGAUGACCUCAAUCGUGCUUUCAUGAGCCCAGCUCUGCAAUCAAUCGAUUUUGAUCCCAACGUUGAUGGUCCAUCAUUCUCGAUGAUGUCGCCUCUUGGAGACAAGGAGAAGAACUGGGGCCUGCCUACUGCGACGAGGCCCCGCGUCCCCUCUGCUGCGCGGCGGAGUGCUUUGGGCUGGGCGAAGCGGAGCACCAAAGCCUCCAGCGACCUCAAGGAGAACAAUCUCAACAAUUCCGCCAUAUCCUUCAUCAUGUCACCUAACGAAUCUCUGCGCAUCAGCAGGCCAAGACCUCGGGGACGCCCAACGCCAGCUCGUCGGCAAGCUGUUCCUGUGGCGUAA
Messenger RNA from Mycena indigotica, 6375 nucleotides. RefSeq lists its product as uncharacterized. NCBI's taxonomy places the organism in Eukaryota, Fungi, Basidiomycota, Agaricomycetes, Agaricales, Mycenaceae. The transcript has 11 exons. Bases 1 to 6375 code for a protein of 2124 amino acids. The record is from RefSeq and is a predicted model, not a curated record.